Messenger RNA from Penicillium paradoxum, 3888 nucleotides. RefSeq lists its product as uncharacterized. The transcript has a single exon. Bases 1 to 3888 code for a protein of 1295 amino acids. Lineage: Eukaryota; Fungi; Ascomycota; Eurotiomycetes; Eurotiales; Aspergillaceae. The record is from RefSeq and is a predicted model, not a curated record.
AUGGCUGAAAUUAUCGGCAAACGCGAACGAAGAAAGAGCCUGAGUGUGUUCGCUCCCUCCCUCACAAUACCGAACCCCUCCCGGCCUCCACUUCAUAAUCGAACACCCUCGGAUGACACCCUGACCCGAGACAAGAAAGCCCGCCGCAAUUCCGGAUUUUUCGGACGAUCUCACAGUCCCAGCAGAGGAUCCGAUGGGUCAAAUCACCGUCGCCCUGGAACGGCAGGCUCCGAUACAGCCGGCGGGUCGACAUCUGCAUCCCUUAACGAAACCCCUCGUCCGCGGCGGAAGUCGUUCCAGAAAAAGCGAACUUCGGUUUUUGGAUCCCUGAGGUCAUUGCACUCCUGGGAGGAUGACGAGCCUCUGAGUGGCUCUGUCGGUUCGGUGGGGGACGAGCAAACUACAAACAACCCCCGGAACGGAAUUUGGUCCUCUGCACUCCUGCACCAUGGGGCAGUUCAAAUGACUGGAGGCAUGUGGAGGAAAAAGAGUCAAUAUUUGGUCCUCACGGAUACACAUAUCGUUCGCUUCAAAAACCAAGGAAAAGCCGCCGAUGUCUUUGCUUCGAUCCCCGCUUCCUACACCCGGGCUCCGGCAGCCCAUCGCCAAUCGGUGGCGUCAAUCAGUUCUCUGCAGGAUAUGCAGGUGAUGGCAUCGGGAGAUUCAUCGGCUGGGAUUCCACUAAACAGUAUCAUCGCAGUGUACAUGCUGGAGGAUGCACGAUUGUCUCCAUCGGUCGAAGUGGCCUAUCUCGAUGAGCGCACGCACAAAGCCACAUUGGUCCAAAUGCAGACAUCGGAUCUGCAAGAAUUGAACCUCUGGAUGGUGGGUAUUCGUCAAGCUGCACAGAUGGCUAGAGCAAAUUCUCCAAUGCCAUUUAGCAUGGGAUCGGUCGAGUAUGUAACUCGUAUGCUGGAACACGAACGAGACUAUGACCCGGAAUCAUUCCGCAUGUUCCGAGUCAUUCAGAUUGCGUCCAGCAAGUCAAUCACCCGCUCUUCCUCUGACGAUCUCACUAAAUUAUCGCCUACCGGUUGCUAUCUUGCCAUUGGCGCACACAAACUUCACCUGCUUCCCAUGCAGAAGACCACCAAUCGAUCAUCGGUGGUAUCCCUGUCAGACUGGGAUGCCGGUACUUCAUUUGGCCUGAUGAAUCUGACUGGAUUAUCCAUGGAGUACGGUGACGACAGCCUGCAUUUGACUUUCCGGGUUCCUCUCAAGAAGUCAUUCAACAUGUUCCUGGCCUCUGUUCAUUCUGUUGAAGUAGCUUGCUGGAUUCGCCAACACACUGAAUACCUGCGUCCAUUGUGGACGAGACAGCCGUACGAAUUCGUUGUUCCGAAAGAACUGCAAAAUGACGACAAUUUCCCACCCGUUGCUCUAGAUGAGGAUUAUGGAUGUCUCGAUCGGACACUGGUCGCCUAUUCCGCCAGUUAUGAUAUCGACACCUCGAACAUCCGAUACACCAUCGAUCUGGAAUGCGAGGAUGCUCCAUGCUUCCGUCUUCUCAAGCCUGCUUCGCCAAAGACUUCUAGGUAUACUGCUUUGGAACUCAUUGCGGUGAUGCGCACACUUCGUUACAACGAGUCCUUCCGGUCAAUCUCAUUCCGCGGUGUCAAUCUUGAUGCAUUGCAGGGCCUGCGUGAUGUUCAUGGAGCUGAUUCCGAUGCCCAUCUCGACAGAGGAGGCUGCUUCGUGCACAUUCCGGGCCAGGCAAAUCUGACGGUUCUCUCGCAAGAGGUGCGCGCUUUGGCUUUGAAGAGUAAAUGGCUGCGCCGACUCGAUUUCUCAUACUGCCUUACACGGAUACCGACGCCGACUUUAGAAAAGGGCACUCGUGACCCAGGUUGUGGAAUUCCAGAGGCGAUUUUCCCUGUGUGUCGCCGGGAAUUGACUAGUGUGGAUUGGGUUGUGCUCAAUGGCAUCAAACUGGGUGAGUCUGAUCUGGACUAUCUUGUUGAUGCAGCAUCGCAGAGGCGGAGUCAUCUGCGAGCUCUGGAGGUCGGAGACUGUGGAUUGUCUGUCCAUGACCUGGACCUUCUUCUAUCCACUAUCGUCGCCCAAGAAUCAACACUCGAAGCAAUCAACAUUUCAGGCGUGCAGGGCCGACUAAAUCCCGAUGUACUCCAGCAAUACAUCGGCUACUUCGGGCAGAUCCGCAAAAUCAACUUAUCUCGCAUCUCGCGCACUUCUGGCACAGACCCGCUUAUCACGGCCGAAAUGUUGUUCAACUGGCGACUUGAAGAGCUGGCUCUCAGUCGAACAGCUGUCAACCGCGAGACCGUGGAUGCUAUUGCAACUUACCUUGCUAGCGAUCGCUCUCGAAACCUUCGUGUGCUCCGACUUGACCAGUGUGGUCUGACUGGAGAAGAUGUCGCUAUGUUUAUGCAUUCGAUGUCUAUCGAAUCUGAUUCCCCGCGCAGUCUCCAUCUUCAUGUCAACGAGAACCGCCUCGACAAUGGAUGCUCUCACAUUUUCAAUGCUAUCGCAAAGGACAAAACGCCCUCGCACCUGUCGAUGCGCAUGAUCGAUUUCAAGAGAGAGGAUCAUUUCCGUCAGUUGGUUGACUCGCUUCGGAAGAACAGUACCCUGAAGUUCCUGGAUAUUUCGAAAGCAUCUCUCCCAUACGAUGCGGGGCCUGAGACUUGUCGAUCUUUGCAAUUGAUGCUUGAGGAUAAUAACUCUCUCGAGGCAUUGGACAUCAGUGGAGAUAAUGCGCACCUCGAUGUUGCACGAUUCGGCAUCGGUCUCAAUCUUGCGUUGACUGGUCUGAAGAAAAAUACGUCCCUAAAAGUCUUGAGGAUUGAGCAUCAGAAACUCGGCCUUCAAGGUGCGAACACGCUGGCCUCUGUCUUGGAAGAGAAUAGUUCGCUACGUGAAGUACACUGUGAGAACAACGACAUCAACCUCCAGUCGUUUACAGUAUUGGUCAACGGCCUUCAGUGCAAUCGCACCCUGCUUACACUCUCUUGUAUGAACCAAGAUCGAAUCAUGUCUCUCGACAAAGUACGCCGAGAGGUUGAUAAGAUUCGAUGGGAGGCUAGCAACAGCAACCACUCUUCCACUGGAAAUUCCAUUCGGCGCUCCUUGUAUGCAGCGAUGACUGUGGGUCAGGGGGGUCAAGGGCACAGGCUAAGCAAGGUGCCCCCAGCAAGUGUUGUUUCAUCCUUGGAGCACUCCCCAUUCGCCAACCACAACGUUGAAUUAGUCUUGCAGUCUCUGAACCAGAGAUGGGACACCGAAGUUGCCCGGCUUGAUCGAUAUCUCCAACGCAACUACAACCUCGCCCAUGGGGUUGAGACUAUCAAUGAAGAUUCUGCCAGCGAUGGACGACCCGGAACAGCAGCCAGCCUUAGCACAAUGCUUGACAAUCUUAAAUUCGAUGUGUCCGUAUCGGCAGAUGAAAUCCGCACAUCAACAUCUCCGUCAGAUGGACCUGCUUCCAUCCGAUUGUCAGAGACUUCUAGCAGUCCAUCUCCACCCUCACCGACCAUUGAGGCCGGCCUUCUUCAGCCAAAACGUCUUCGAUCCAAUUCUCGCCGCCCACAUACCGCCCGUGCUGCACAAAUUCUUCCAUCCGAUUAUGGUUCUUCCAAUCCCGGUUCCCGCCUAGCGUUGCCCGUUCCAGCUGUGCCUCCAGUGGUCCGAAAGGCGGAAAGUGUCCGCAGUGCACGCAGUUCUCACAGCAGUGCCUCAAUAGGCGCCGGCAGCGCGCGCAGCGCCUAUGGCAUGGCCUCAUCAACCCUAAGGGGCUUCCUCAGUGGCACCGCCUUGAGAGAACGUCGCCGAGCGGACGCAGUGCGUCCUUCACCUCUCUGCGUGGACAAUGACAAACCACCCCAGCUAGACUGGGCACCCCCAAAACUCAACCUGCAGGAGCUCCAGUAG